AUGCACGCAUUACCAGAAGAAUUAGAACGAGAAGCAGACCAGUACACAAGAAAGAGAAGCAAUUUUCUGAUUAAAAUGAUAAUGAGAUACGAUGCAGACAAAGCAGCCACUUUGUACGGGCAGGCAGCCCAUGCAUACUCCAGGGAUGGAAACCACGAAAAAGCAGCAGAGCUCUACACCGCAUCCGCCAACAUUCUCAUAGAAACAAAAGAAGAAAGCAACAAGUACGAAAUAUUCUCGUAUUUAGAAAAAAGCGCAGAGGCUUUCCUGGCAGAUGAUAAGAAAGAGAUGGCGAUAUCUGUCUAUAAAAAGGCCCUGAACGAGAUAUCAAUAAACUCGGAAGACAGCUCAGUUGUUGCAUCGCUUACAGCAAAGAUCGGAGGGCUGCUGCAGGAGGUAAACCAGGAGCAGGAAGCGCUGCGGUACUUCUACAAGGCAGCGGAGGUGUACGGAAGAUCAAAAAUGCACAUCAACAGAAGAAACAUCCUCAUGCAGUGUGCCGCUGCCGAGAUAAGAUUCAAAAACUACGAAAAGGCGCUGGAGCUGUACAAAACGCUUUCAAAUGACAAGUCAGAAAUAAGCCACGUCCUAGAAAAAACGAGCUUUCUAUUUCUUGGAGUCCUGUGCGGGAUAAUACUAGAGAAAACAAAAGAUGCAUACGAGCUCCUAAACCAGAUAGAUGACACAGGCUCAGAGUCGCAGAUAGCGUACAAGAUGCUGGAUAUAAAAACAAAAAGAACAACAGACCAAGACGAUCUCGAGAAGACCAUCGAGUAUUUCAAAAAAACAAACAAACUGCCAACAGAGGUUCUUAUAGCCAUGCACGACGCACAGGUGGCCAUUGACCCAAACAAUGACAUACUGUAG
Molecule: messenger RNA, 867 nt
Organism: Nematocida minor
Lineage: Eukaryota; Fungi; Microsporidia
Exons: 1
Coding region: 1-867 (288 amino acids)
Biological process (GO): intracellular protein transport
Cellular component (GO): SNARE complex; vacuolar membrane
Molecular function (GO): syntaxin binding; soluble NSF attachment protein activity
Source: RefSeq, a predicted model, not a curated record